AUGUCUUCCCGGGGCCUCGUCCUCUCCAAAUCUCGGUCUCAGAUCCUGAGACCGCUCUCGCCAGUCCUCGAUGCGGUGUCGAGACUGCUACGGCCGUCGUCGGCCCAAUCGACCUACUCCAAGACGGGCGCCACGGCCGCCUGGAUCUCCAACGACUUCACCAUUCCACCUUCAGCCGUCGGCGGCGGCGAUGACGAUGACUGCAGCGGCGAUGCCGUCGUAGUGCCUGUGAUGCCGUCGGCACCUCAACCGCCACGCACGCCAGACGAGGACAACCUCAUGCCAGUCGGCUGCUCAUCGUCGCCAUCAACGUGCGGCUCAACCACCUCAUCCAGCAUGACCAACGGUAGCAACGGCAACCCCGCGGCGUGGACGACGCCCCAGCGCACCGACGCCGGCAUCAUCAAGCGCCGCCGCCUGCGCCGCUACCACGCCCACGACAGUGGCUACCCCUCGAUCAUGUACGCGCCCGAGCCGCCCCAUCUCCCUCACCAUCUCCGUCAUCACCACCAGGCCGAGCCGCGCACCACGGUGCUCGAGAAGAUCGUUCUCGAGCUCUUCGAUGUGCAGCGGCUGGACUGGAUGAUGAUUGCGGAGCCGCUGCAGCGGCUGUACGGCCUCGAUGUCGACAGCGCCGCCGUGCUUGGCAUCUUGCAGGACAACGGACGCGUGCAGAAGACGAUGUGGUUCGAUUAG
Diplodia corticola is the source of this 696-nucleotide messenger RNA. RefSeq lists its product as uncharacterized. NCBI's taxonomy places the organism in Eukaryota, Fungi, Ascomycota, Dothideomycetes, Botryosphaeriales, Botryosphaeriaceae. The record is from RefSeq and is a predicted model, not a curated record. The transcript has a single exon. Bases 1 to 696 code for a protein of 231 amino acids.